Clunio marinus is the source of this 1664-nucleotide messenger RNA. NCBI's taxonomy places the organism in Eukaryota, Metazoa, Arthropoda, Insecta, Diptera, Chironomidae. The record is from the annotation of a GenBank genome assembly.
ACAAGAAAAGCAAAUAGUAAACAAUAAUGACAGAUUAUCGAAAAUGGUGCCGUAUUUGUGGAGCAUUAGAAAGUUUAGCAGAAAGAACCAUAGAAGCGGCACAUUUGAGCAGUCAAAUAUUUGAUAUUCCUGUGGAGGAUGUUACAAUGUGUUUUGACUGUAGUUACCAAAUAGAAACGAUUUGCGAAAUGAAAAUAACAGCAAACAAACUAAGUCGUUUAUUUUUUGGAUUAAAGGAGGAAAGCGAUGUUGAUCUCACAAUUCCGAGAUUAAAUGCUUAUCGUGCUCACUUUAAUCUCAGAACAAUGAUUCAAGAUGAUGAAGAUUUAGUGAUUGUAAAAGUGGAACAAAGUAAAACACAAGCAAUGACAGAAUGCGAGUACAAAGAAAUGGAAGACGAGGAAAGUGAAAUUUUUAAGAAAAUGGAAACAGUUAAAGAGACAACAAUUACGGAAAUAGAUUCGAAUAUGAUUUAUGAUGAUGAUGAUGAUGAGACAGAAUAUGUAACAAUUAAAGAUGAAAUGAUAGUUGAGGAAGAUGAAAGUAAGAUUUUUGUUACAUAUCAAGAAAAUAUUGAAGAAUGUAUUGAGGAAAGUUGUGUUGAUGAUCAUUACUACAUCGAAUAUACCAAAGAAACUCCAAUGACACCGGAAGAACAUGAAAACCACCAAAGCCUGAGAAACGAAAGAUCUUCGAUAAGUGAAAAGAAUGAAGAUGAGAAACUCUUCAACUUCCAUUGCCAUGUUUGUGAUCAUCCAGAAUUUAUGAAGAUGAAAUCACUCGAAUCGCAUUGCAAAACCGUUCACAAUUGUUUACCACAAGUUAAAUGUUGUUCUGAUGAUUGUGAUUCAGUUUUAAGCACUUGGCGUCGUCUUAUGAUACAUAAAAGCAAGCAUUUCCCUAAUGAAGAUGAUUUCAGAUGCAAUGACUGCAAUCGAGCUUUUGCAACCAUCGGUGGGUUAGAGAAACAUUUGUUAACACAUAACACAAAAUUCAUCUGCACUCAUUGUGGGAAGAGCUUUAAAGAGACCAAAACUUUGAAAUGCCAUGAAAGAACUCAUGUUGUGUCCAUAGAAGAUCGACGAAAUCACGAAUGUCCAUUUGUAGGAUGCGAUUUAAAAUUCAUCACCAAACAAGCAUGCCAAAACCAUUAUGAAAUGAAACAUAAUAGAAUUGUCAACUUUUAUUGUCAAGAAUCUGAUUGUGGAAAAGGUUUUUACACGAGAAAACAUUUUUAUGAACAUCAACGCGUACACAGUGAUAGAAAAUUUCAUUGCAAUCAAUGUGAAUUCAAAACCAAAACCAAAUCAGCUCUCAAUGUUCAUAAAGAAGUUCACACUGUUGAUGAUGCUUACUCAUGUGAUUUAUGCAAUGCAACUUUUUCCGCCUUUCGUCGAUUGAAAUCUCAUAUGAUCGUUCACUCCGAUCACACACCACAUCAAUGUGAAUAUUGUGACUCAGCAUUCAAAAGGAGAAAAGAUCUCAAAUCACAUCUCACAGUUCAUACAAAAGAGCGACCAUACUGCUGUCAAUUUUGUUCGCGAUCAUUUGCAAAUGCUGCCAAUUGUAGAAAACAUAAAUUAAAGGAUCAUAAUGAUGAUCUCAAACGAUGGGAAUCUGUCAAUGGCGUUGGUGGUCGAAAGAAUCUCCAAUGUUAUCAAUAA